AUUUAUUUCAGGAUUUACGAUCAUAUAUUCCCGGCGUUCCCCAUCCCAUCCCCAUCCUGGUGUGUAAAGUAAUUACAAGAUUGUCGUUAUUUCACUUUUCUGUAUUUAGUGAUUUUAAAGCCAACCCGUCACUCUAUCGUACGGAUUCACAAUUGUUGAACGAUGCACAGUGACACCAUCUGCAGCAAGUUGAUGUAGGUCUUUGGAGGUGGUCUGUGGGCUGUUUUUGACCGUUCUCACCAUCCUUGGCCUCUCCAAUAUUUUACGUCACCUGCCACUUCUGGCCUUAACGAGAACUGUGCCUGUGGUCUUCCAUUUCCUCACUAUGUUCCUCACAGUGGACAAUGACAGCUUAUAUCUCUGCGAUAACUUUUUUUUUUUUUUUUUUUUUUAGCCUUCCCUUAAACCAUAAUGUUGAACAAUCUUUGUUUUCAGGUCAUUUGAGAGUUGUUUUGAGGCCGCCAUGUUGUCACUCUUCAAACGAGAGACAAAGAGAACAACAAAUUGCACCUUAAAUACCUUUUCUCAUGAUUGCAUGCACCUGUCUAUGAAGUUCAAGGCUUAAUGAGCCACCAAACCAAUUGUGUGUUCCGAUUAAUCAGUGCUAAAUAGUUACAGGUAUUCAAAUCAACAAAAUGGCAAUCAAAUUUAUGCACCUGUCUAAUUUGGUUUCGAUGCAUAUUGCGCAUUUUCUGGUAAUCCAGUAAACCUCAUUUCACUGCUGAAAUAUUACUGUGUCCUUCAGUUAUUCGAUGGAUCAAAAUGAAAUUGCUGACACCCAAAUAUUUAUAAAUGAAAAUCAUGGAAAUGGUCAGGGGUGCCUAAACUUUUGCACACGACUGUAACGAUUACAAACAGAAAACAAAGGAUUAAAGACAUGAAAUUAAAGUCGAAUUAAGUCAUUUUACAGUCUUUUACACUAUUAGAAGACUUUUACAUGGUAAAUAUGAGUGAAAACUUUGCAGUAGAACACUGUUUUGAAGGAUUUCAGCGGUUUGUUGGAAGAUUUUCCGAUUUCAGCCGAAAGUACCCGAACGCGUACGAUGUUAGCCGAAAGUACCCGAAUGCGUACGAUGUUAGCCGAAAGUACCCGAACGCAUACGAUGUUAGCCGAAAGCACCCGAACUCGCUUCGACGCCGCAUCGGCGAAAGCUCGCGAAGUUUCCGGAAUGUUCCGAGCUUUUCUGGAAGCCUGUCAAUGAGCGCACGAGCCGGCUGACAGUUAGCCGAGUCCUUAUCUGGAACUCAUUCGGAACUAUAAAACUUUCUGUUGAGCUCAUUAUUGUCUUUUUUUGUGGAUUUGUCAUGUCUUUGCUCUGUUAUAAUAAAGGUUGUGGGCAGCGUUUUGAUCCGGAAAACAACCCAGAAGAUGCAUGCACUUACCAUCCUGGAGUUCCUGUUUUCCAUGAUGCCUUGAAAGGCUGGUCAUGUUGCAAGAGACGCACUACGGACUUCUCGGAUUUCCUGAGCAUCGCUGGCUGCACCAAAGGUCACCAUAACAAGGAGAAACCGCCCGAGCCGGUAAAGCCUGAGGUAAAGAGUUCAGGAGGGAAGAAAGAGCUGGAGGAUCUGAAACCACGGUUUGACGAAUACGUCAUUCAAGCUCCUAAACCUGUAGAGUUCAUCCAGAGACCCAGUGCUGAUGAGCCACUGGUGGAACUGCAGCAGAAAGUAUCUCCGUCCCUAAAACAGGCACUCGAGAACAUCCAACUAUCCGAAACACAACAGAUUUCGGAGAGCGAGAAUGAAGGGAAUGAGGUGAAAAUCGGAACAGCAUGUACAAAUGGAGGUUGCACUAAGACUUAUUCUGGACCAGCAAGUAAUGAGGAUACAUGUUUGUUUCACCCAGGAGUUCCCAUCUUCCAUGAGGGGAUGAAAUUCUGGAGCUGCUGUCGGAGGAAAACUUCGGACUUCAACACAUUUCUUUCUCAGGAGGGAUGCAGUACAGGAGCUCAUGCAUGGAAGAAAGCUGAUGGGACGAAGCUGGUACCAUGUCGGUUUGAUUGGCAUCAGACUGCUAGUCAUGUGACCAUCUCCAUCUAUGCUAAACAUUCCAUCCCUGAGCUCUGUACCGUAAAGGCCAACAGCACCAUGGUGUGUAUCAGAGUGAUCUUUGAGGGUGAGAAGGAGUUUGAACAGAAUAUCAGCCUCUGGGGGGUCAUCGAUGUCAGCAAGAGUAUCAUGAACAUGAUGGCUGCCAAAAUUGAGAUCAUCAUGAAGAAGGCUGAGCCAAUGUCAUGGGCACGGCUCGACCUGCUGCCACCGACACCUACGGCAUCCGAUGGGAAGAAAGAAAAAGAAUGUGUAGAGGAAAGAGACUGAUAGUGUACCAUCUGGUAGAGAGCUAACUCAGAACACCACACACUGUAUUUCUGUACUGUAGGACACACACACAUACACACACACACCUCAGCCAAAUAAACCUACAUUGUUUAGGGGUAUAGCACCGAUUGCACAAGACCUUCAGACCUCAACACACACAUGAUGUAGUUUUAGAACACAUACCAUAGUACAAAUGAAACAUGAGUACACACACACACACACACACACACACACACACACACACACACACACAUUUCCUUCUGUUUUAUUCCUUCACAGCAUGUCCUAUGUCUUUCUUAUCAGAGUGUCUGUGCUAUCCAAGUAUCUCAGUACUGCACAUACACACACAUACACACACACACUCUCCCCACAUGCACUUUGUGCCUUUAAACAUGUGACGCUUGGCUUUGGCUGUGUCUUAUUUCUUAGUCGUGUCUGGUUCAAUCUGCAUUGCAUCAGUCUUCACACUAGACUUCAGCUCCAUCUCAUUUGCUCUUCACAGACUUCCUGAUUUCUUAAAUAAAGUUAGAAGUUUAUAGUAAAGUGAAAACUAAAGUAUCCCAAGUCAUUGUUUGUAUUUCUGCAUGUUUUCAAAUUGAACAAGAUAGCUUUAAAAUAUUAAUAUUCACAGAAACAUGAUGGGUUAUAUGACAGUAAGUUUGUGGACUGAUCAGAAUGUCUAAAAAACCUUGGGCACUAACCGAAACUCUCUAGGACGUCGUUUUGAAGACGAUUCCUUUACCAUCUUGACUGAAGUCAUUCAGAUGAAGACUUUAAUGUAUGCACAACACUGGUGCACAUCUGUUCACUAUAUUAGAAGAUUUUCUAUUUCACAUAUUUGCCAAAAAUAUACAGCGUAAAUGAUCAAGUAUCGUCACCGUUGAUUGUAAAUGAGUCACCGUCGAUAAUAGCAGACACCCAUAAAAGAUGGGAACAGAGAGAGUAUAAAUCACUUCACCUCCUGAGUUUGUCAUCUGGGCUAAAUUAAAUAUCAUCAGCCAAUCCCCUGGUUCCUUAGUAUGAUGAUAUGGAGUAUCGUUUUGUAUUCCAUUCAAUACAAAGCUCUGGAUUUGAUACAUCUGCUUAUUGUACAAUACAUCCAACCCUUUGCAUAAUAAUCUCAGCUAUUGGUCAUUUAAAACUGCUUAUAUCACGUGACAUGAACAACACAUUUCAACGGAAUA
Tachysurus vachellii is the source of this 3506-nucleotide messenger RNA. RefSeq names its product cysteine and histidine-rich domain (CHORD) containing 1a (gene chordc1a). The coding region runs from base 1306 to 2322 and encodes 338 amino acids. The transcript has 11 exons. NCBI's taxonomy places the organism in Eukaryota, Metazoa, Chordata, Actinopteri, Siluriformes, Bagridae. The record is from RefSeq and is a predicted model, not a curated record.